AUGCCCGCAUCCCGCCUCUCCCGCUUUCCCCUCCCUCUCCCGCGUUUUCCGCCUCUCUCGCACGUGUCCCCCACCCCCACUCUAUCCUCCAUCCCGUCGCGGAUGCCGGAUUUUCUUGCGAUGGUGGGAGUGAGAGCGGGCGAUGCGGGGAAGGGGGAGCUACGUGUUGUAAAGAGGAGAGGAGUGCAGGGGAAGAUAAUGAGGGGGUCCGCAGGCGGAGCGGGAGCGGUGGAGGUUUGUGAGUGCAGCGCCGGGGGCGGUUGCAACGACGGGCGGUAUUUCAACACGGUGGCGCGUGCAGCGGACGAGGAUCUGGUGGCGCUGGGGGUGCGGAGGCUUGCACACAUGAGAGAGUACGACGAGGCGGAGGGGGGUGACGUGGACAGCACGUUCCACGAAUGGGUCAGCGCAGUCAAGUCCGCGUUGGCUGCCGCGAAGGGCGGGUCCGGGAAUGGCGCGACUUUGAGGGCGUCGGGAGGGCAGGAGGAGGACGAGGAAGAGGAGGUAGAGGAGGAGGAAGAAGAAGAGGAGGGAUACGAGGAGUAUAAAGGGGAGAGCGAGGAGGAGGAGGGGGAAGGGGAGGGGCGCGCGGAGGGGUUGGUUGAUCUGGAGGACGUGGCUGGCCCGCACGCCCCCGCGCGCGCGCAUGCGAAUGCGCUCACGCGGGGGACUUUGUGGGCGAGGGCGCUGGCGCUGGCGGGGACGGCGCGGGAGGCGCUGCGGGGAGGAGAGAUGGCAGUGGCGGAAGGAGUGGCGCGGGGGGCGGGGAUGGGGAAGAGCAGGGGGGCGGGGUGGUUCGGCAAGGGGGCGUGUACACGGACCAUGCGGGGGUGA
Closterium sp. Naga37s-1 is the source of this 834-nucleotide messenger RNA. Lineage: Eukaryota; Viridiplantae; Streptophyta; Zygnematophyceae; Desmidiales; Closteriaceae. The record is from the annotation of a GenBank genome assembly.